UCCCGCCCAGCGCCGCCGCGCACCGCAAUGACGUUGGCGCCCCCCAUUGGCCGCCCCGCUAGGGCUCCGCGGAUUGGCUGUCCCGGCAGAGCGGCCGCCGCGCAGCCCCGCCGAGCACCCCCAUUGGCUGGCAGCUGGCGUCGCCCUCGGGGCGGGAGAUUCGCGGGGCGCGGGUCUCGGCCUGCGCCCGCCAUGGAGCGGCUGCGGGACGUCCGAGCUCGACUGCAGGCGUGGGAGCGCGCUUUCCAGCGGAGGCGCGGGCGUCGGCCAGGCCAGGAGGACGUGGAGGCCGCGCCCGAGGAGACCCGCGCGCUCUACCGGGAAUACCACGCCCUGAAAGAGGCCUUGGGCAAGGCCGGCGACGUCGGGCUCCGCGGCCCCGAAAAGUCGCUUUCCGCGGCGGCGGCGGAGGUGCCGGAGUCCAGCUGCUGGGGGUCUCACCUGAAUCGGGCUGCGACUCGGAGUCCCCGUCCUCACCCAGGGCCGAGUCCCCAGGAAUCUGUCCAGGACUAUGGCCUGAGGCUUAAGGCCAAUCUAAAGGGCACCUUGCAGGCUGGACCACCCAUGGGGCGCAUACCCCGACCUCCGCGAAGACUCUUGUCCAAGAUGGCCUCCCCAGGACCACCAGGUGCAGAGGCUGUCCCCAGCUCUCCAGAAGAAGCCAGUGCGGUGGCCCCCCAGCCUCCCAGGCCCCAGCUGAAGCCAGGUCGGCUCCAGCAACUGCGGGAGUCCCUGAGCCUGCAGCUGGGCUCCCUAGACCCCGGCUGGCUGCAGCGGUGUCAUGACAGGGCCUCUGAUUUUCUGGGGGCUUCUAAGGACUGCCAGCUUGGCCUGGGUGCAGAGGAGUUGCAGCCUCCGACUUCAGGUGUCCCAACCAUCCCUGGGCCCAGCAUGGGCCCUCAGGCACCUUUAUGGGGCCUAGAGGUUCCAGCCCUACAGGCAGCUGGAGUCAGUGUAGGGAGUCCCCAGCAUGGCAACAGUCAAGACAAGAAGCAGAGACAGCGUGAGGAGGUAGAAGGGAGCCUUGCACAGGACCAGCAGGAUGGCAACCAAGUGGGACACCCAUCUAAGAGAGCAGGGGCCAUGGCACAUGCAGAAGGCUGUCCAGGGGAUCCCAGGCAGGCACAGCCUCCCAGCAGCCCCACAGCCCCCAGGCCAGCCAUCGGGAGAGGGGGUAAUUACGUGCGGCUCAGCAUGAAGCACAAACGCUACGUGCGGGGCCAGGCCCUGCAUGGCAGGCUCCUCCGCAAGCAGGUGUGGAAGCAGAAGUGGCAGAAGAAAGCGAAGUGUUUUGCGGGUGUUCAGCCCAGAGCCACAGUUAAGGAUUCUUGCCUCUGUUGUGGGCAGCACGGCCACUGGGCAUCCCAGUGCCCCCACCCCGAAUCUGUCCUUGCUGCCCAAAAGGUGGGUGGUAAGAAUGAGGAUACCGUGCAGACCCUGCCCACGUUGGAGGAAGUAGCCCAGAGUGGGGGCACCGCCUACUGCCAACUCCUUGUGGCUGAGGAAGGCACAGAGCCUGCUGGGCCUGAGCAGAUGGUGCCUAUGGAGCAGCGUGUAUCCCAGGCGCCCUGCCCACCCCACAGAGUGCUGCCACUCUACCCUCUGGGACCCUCGGGGCAGGUGGUAGAGACACCAGCUGAGGUUUUCCAGGCACUGGAGCAGCUGGGGCACCGAUCCUUCCGGCCGAGGCAGGAGCAUGUGGUCAUGCAGAUCCUGUCUGGUGUGUCCACACUACUGGUGCUGCCCACUGGCGCUGGCAAGUCGCUGUGUUACCAGCUCCCGGCACUGCUCUACGCCCGGCGAAGCCCCUGCCUUACACUUGUGGUUUCUCCUCUCCUGUCACUCAUGGACAACCAGGUGUCUGGCCUGCCCCCAUGCCUGAAGGCGGCCUGCAUCCACUCAGGCAUGGCCAGACAGCAGCGAGACUCUGCCCUGAGAAAGGCUUGGGCGGCCCAGGUGCAGGUGCUGAUGCUGGCCCCCGAGGCGCUGCUUGGGGCUGGGGCCUCCGCCUGCCUGUCUCGGCUGCCCCCAGUCGCCUUCGCCUGCAUCGAUGAGGCCCACUGCCUCUCUCAGUGGUCUCACAACUUCCGGCCUUGCUACCUCCGCAUCUGCAAGGUGCUACGGGAACACGCGGGCGUGCACUGCUUCCUGGGCCUCACAGCCACUGCCACACGCAGCACCUCCCGAGACGUGGCUCAGCACCUGGGUGUGGCUGAGGAAUCUGUCCUCAGGGAUUCAGUCAUCAUCCCCAGCAACCUGCACCUCUCUGUGUCCAUGGACAGGGACCCAGACCAGGCUUUGGUGACACUGCUGCAGAGCAACCGUUUUCAUGCCCUGAACUCUGUCAUCAUCUACUGCAAUAGACGAGAGGACACGGAGCGCAUCGCUGCACUGCUUUGCACCUGCCUGCCUAUGGUCCAGGGCUCAGGCCCCAGAGGCCAAGUCCCCAAGGCUGUGGCUGAAGCCUACCACGCCGGCUUGUGCAGCCGGGAGCGGCGGCGGGUGUGGAAGGCCUUCACGGAGGGUCGGGUGCGUGCUGUGGUAGCCACAGCAGCCCUCGGCAUGGGACUGGACCUGCCAGAUGUGCGGGCAGUGCUGCACCUGGGGCUGCCUCCCAGCUUCGAGAGCUACGUACAGGCCGUGGGCCGGGCUGGGCGGGACCAGCAGCCUGCGCACUGCCACCUCUUCCUGCAGCCUCAGGGUGAGGACCUGCGGGAGCUGCGCAGACACGUGCACACUAAUGCCACUGACUUCUGGGCUGUGAAGACGCUGGUGCAGCACUUGUUCCCGCCCUGUACCUGCACCCAGCGUCCCCCAAAGCCCGAGGGGGACAAGAGCCAAGGAAAGCCUUCUGCUGAGGUCAUGUCCCCAGGGGAGGCCCAGGCCCACAACGAGCACAUGGUGCGGUGCCCUGGCCACAAGCGGGCACUCCCAGUGCAGCUGCUGGUGCAGGCCCUGGACAUGCCUGAGGAGGCCAUUGAAACCCUGCUGUGCUACCUUGAGCUGCACCCCAAGCGUUGGCUGGCACUGCUGGCACCCACCCACUCCCACUGCCACUUGCACUGCCCCAGGGGCCCUGGCCAGCUCCAUGCCCUGGCUAGCAGGUGUCCCCCCCUGGCUGUAUGCCUGGCCCGGCAGCCACCUGAGGACACAGCAGGGGGAAGCUGCUCUGUGGAGUUUGAUGUGGUUGAGCUGGCGGACUCCAUGGGCUGGGAGCUGGCCCGUGUGCGGCAGGCCCUCCACCAACUGCAGUGGGGCCCAAAGCCCAGGACAGGCAUGCCCCAGGGUUCGGGGGUGCUGGUGGAGUUCAGAGAGCUGGCCUUCCACCUGCACAGCCCUGGGGACCUGACAGCCCAGGAAAAGGACGAGAUCUGCCACUUCCUGUACAGCCGUGUGCAGGCCCGCGAGCGGGAGGCUCUAGCCUACCUGCGCCAGACUUACGGUGCCUUUCACAGCGUGGCUUUCCCCAGCUGUGGGCCUUGUUUGGAGCAGCCAGACGAAGAGCGCAGUGCCAGGCUCAAGGCCCUGCUCAGCCACUACUUCAGGGAGGAAGAGGGGCUGGGGGCCAUGGAGGACGAGCAGGGGCCAGAGCCAGGAGAGGUCGGGCUCCAGGCCUGGGAGGACAAGGUCCGCCAGGACAUCCGCCGCCUCCUGUCCACAUGGCCAGAGCAGCAGUUUUCAGGCAGGGCUGUGGCCCGUGUCUUUCAUGGCAUUGGGCUGUACCUCCUGCUGCACUGCAGGAAGCCCUCGCUACCCAGCCCAGGUGUAUGGGCGGGACCGGCGCUUCUGGAGGAAGUACCUGCAUCUGAGCUUCCCGGCCCUGAUGCACUUGGCCACGGAGGAGAUCCUGCUGUGGGGCCGCUGACCUGCCCUACAUGGGAGGGUGGGUGUGAGCAGGGGCUGCAUGGCCACAGUGUGGAGGGCCAGGUGUAGUUGCUCCUGAAGGCAAAGGGGGCAUCAGUUGCCAGAAAGGUGACUCACCACCGACAGUGUAGGGGCAAGGAAGCCCCAAAAUACAGAAUAAAAGAU
Molecule: messenger RNA, 4029 nt
Organism: Manis javanica (Malayan pangolin)
Lineage: Eukaryota; Metazoa; Chordata; Mammalia; Pholidota; Manidae
Gene: RECQL4
Product: RecQ like helicase 4
Biological process (GO): double-strand break repair via homologous recombination; DNA replication; telomere maintenance
Cellular component (GO): nucleus; cytoplasm; chromosome
Molecular function (GO): 3'-5' DNA helicase activity; zinc ion binding; ATP binding
Source: RefSeq, a predicted model, not a curated record